AUAUGACUCUAGAGUUCCUCAAGAUUCAUGUCAGUAUUUAUCGGCCAUUUUUGGCGACUCGUCAAGAGAUUUGUGUACUUUAGUAAUCAUUCAGAAUAUUAUCACGUUUUCAAUAAUGUCAAACUUUCUCAAUGUUCAGAUGCCGCCCCGUAGGGAACCCGAUCACCCGGCUCCUACUCAGGCCACAGUAGACGCACAGUUCCGCGACUAUCACGCUGAAAAAUUCUCCGGGCAGGGAGAUCACCGCAUCGUAGACGAAUGGAUUCAGGGCCUGGAGUUUAUCUUUGAG
This is a messenger RNA of Striga hermonthica, 289 nucleotides long. The record is from the annotation of a GenBank genome assembly. NCBI's taxonomy places the organism in Eukaryota, Viridiplantae, Streptophyta, Magnoliopsida, Lamiales, Orobanchaceae.